Meleagris gallopavo (turkey) is the source of this 788-nucleotide messenger RNA. Lineage: Eukaryota; Metazoa; Chordata; Aves; Galliformes; Phasianidae. The record is from RefSeq and is a predicted model, not a curated record.
AUAAUAAGCACAUCACAAAGACUGACCAAUUCAGGGGGUGUUCUGAUUGGGAAUCCGUAUAACCCAGCUCCAACGAUGGUGACGCAGACACACAUAACAGAAGCUACUGGUUGGAUUCCAGGGGAAAGAAAGCGAACUCGAGAAUUUAUAGAAUCAGAUUUUUCAGAAAGUAAAAGAAGCAAAAAAGGAGACAAAAAUGGGAAAGGUCUGAGGCACUUCUCCAUGAAAGUAUGUGAAAAAGUUCAGCGUAAAGGAACAACUUCGUACAAUGAGGUUGCUGAUGAGCUGGUAUCAGAAUUCACAAAUUCCAACAGCCACCUAGCUGCGGAUUCGGCUUAUGAUCAGAAAAAUAUUAGACGGCGAGUUUAUGAUGCCCUUAAUGUGUUGAUGGCAAUGAACAUAAUUUCAAAGGAGAAAAAGGAAAUCCGAUGGAUUGGCCUUCCUACAAACUCAGCUCAGGAAUGUCAGAAUCUAGAGGUAAAGUGAGGUAGAUGCAAACUUCUGUAUAGUUCAUAAAUCGUUGUAAGGGAACUGCUGUAAUUCAAAAGGGGUUUCUUUUCCCCACUAUUUGAACCUGACUGGUCUUCAUUCUCGCACAGUGUGAAAAUACACCUUUUGGUAUUUGACUAAACUGAAACAACGUGUUUGUUAUGUGUCUGGUUUUGUUUUAUUUAGUAUAACUUACACAAGUUUCAAAACCUGUUUACUUUACAAAAUAUUCAUUUGUUGUAUCAGGGAUAAUUUUUAAGACUUAAAAGCUGUAGUAAUCCAAAGCAAACAAGAAAGUA